ACAACAAAACGAAAUCAAUCCUAACCAGACACCAGAAAACUAAAUCCAUUCAAAUUCCAGGUCUUCUAUUUCACUUCAGUUCAUCUCCAAAUAAUUUAAGUAAAUCACACCCACUGUACACUACUCUCAGACUCAGGCCGAAGUUAUGGGUCCGAUUAAGGCCUCUGUAGGUGAUUUCUUGGUUACCUUUAUGUGGGUGUUUUGUGCCUCCACAUUUGGUCUUUUGACAUCAGAGAUUGCUGCUCUUCUGGGUGUGCAAAACCUCUUUUGGCCCCCCGCGUUAAUCACCACCUUCAUUAUUUUUGUUUUUGUUUUCAUUUUUGAUUUGAUUGGUGAUUUUCUUGGUGGGGCUAGCUUUAAUCCCACUGGUAACGCCGCAUUUUACGCUGCCGGUGUCGGCGAUGAUUCUUUGCUCUCAAUGGCUCUCCGCUUCCCUGCCCAGGCAGCCGGUGCUGUGGGUGGUGCAAUGGCCAUCAUGGAGGUGAUCCCACCAAAGUACAAGCACAUGAUUGAAGGCCCUUCUUUGAAAGUUGAUUUGCAUACUGGAGCCAUCGCUGAGGCGGUGUUGACUUUUCUAAUUACCUUUGCUGUGCUUUUAAUUAUUCUGAAGGGCCCUCGUAACAGUAUUGUGAAGACGUGGUUGCUUGCUGUGGCAACUGUAGUAUUGGUUGUUUCAGGUUCCACUUACACUGGGCCUUCCAUGAAUCCUGCCAAUGCUUUCGGAUGGGCAUACAUAAACAAAUGGCACGACACAUGGGAGCAGUUAUAUGUUUACUGGAUUUGUCCAUUCAUUGGAGCAAUAGCUGCAGCAUGGGUGUUCCGUUUUGUCUUCCCUCCACCACGUCCACCGUCAAACAAACAGAAGAAAAACUAAGGUGGGAAAUAUGUGUUUUUGUUUAUUUACCAUUAGAUAAAAGCUCAAUUUCAAUAUUCAUGUAAUAAUAAUAUCUUAUUUAGUUCUAUAAUGCACUCAUUUUUUAGUUGUCUAUGAUGAAGAUGAACUGAUCUCUUUUUCAAGUCAA
This is a messenger RNA of Mangifera indica (mango), 1022 nucleotides long. Its product is annotated as aquaporin SIP1-1. The coding region runs from base 146 to 874 and encodes 242 amino acids. The record is from RefSeq and is a predicted model, not a curated record. The transcript is spliced from 3 exons. Gene Ontology annotation, cellular component: membrane. Gene Ontology annotation, molecular function: water channel activity. Gene Ontology annotation, biological process: transmembrane transport. NCBI's taxonomy places the organism in Eukaryota, Viridiplantae, Streptophyta, Magnoliopsida, Sapindales, Anacardiaceae.